AUGUCGGAUGGGACUCGAAGUACAGGAGCAUCGUCUGAUGCAGCUUCGGUUUUUAAAAGGAAAUCCAAUGAUAUUGGAUGGGAGUAUGGAAUGUUAAUUGAUCCGAAGAAUAUGGAUAAAGUUAAAUGUAAGUUGUGUGGUAAAAUUAUGUCUGGCGGAGUUUACAGAAUAAAAGAACACAUAGGUCAUAUUUCCGGAAAUGUUUCUGCAUGUCCAAAAUCUUCUCCGAAUGAUCAAGCUAAAUGCAAGAAUGCUAUUGCCGAGGCAAAGAGUAAGAAGAAGAAUAAGGAGGAGGAAGAUUUGAUGAGAUCUUCUGUUAAUAUUUCUGAAGGGGGGGAUGAUGAAGAUGAAUUGAAAGAGUUAGGUAGCAAAAAAAUGCCCCAUACUCUUGGCCCUAUGGAUAAGUUUGCAACCUCCAUCAGUCUUGAAACUUAUUUGACGAAAAGGCAACAAAAUAUCAAUGAAGCACUCUUCAAAGAAAGAACACAGACUGUUCGUGAGUAUUGUGCUAGAUGGGUAUAUGAAGCUGGUAUUCCUUUCAAUGCGAUAGAUCAUGAUAGCUUCAAAUUGUUUGUUGAGGCGGUUGGUCAAUUUGGCCCGGGCUUCAAACCUCCUAGUCAAUACCAGUUGAGAGAACCGUUGUUAAAGGGAGAAGUGGAUAGAACUAAAGAAUUACUAAAGAAGCAUGAAGAAGAGUGGGCACAAAAUGGGUGCUCCAUUAUGACAGAUGCUUGGACAGACAGAAAAAGGAGGAGCAUCAUGAACCUAUGUGUUAAUUCUAAUGCAGGUACUGUUUUUUUGUCUUCCAAAGAGUCUUCAGACAAAGCACAUACAAGCGAACUCAUUUUUGAAUAUGUGGACAAGUGCAUUGAGCAAGUUGGCCCACAAAAUGUCAUCCAAGUAGUAACAGACAAUGCUACCAACAAUAUGGGAGUAGCAAAAUUAUUGAAAUUGAAGAGGCCAAAUAUCUUUUGGACAUCAUGUGCUACUCACACUAUCAAUUUGAUGUUUGAAAGUAUUGGAAAACUGCCGAAGUUUAAAAAAGUCAUUGAUCAGGCCAAGAGUUUGACGAUCUUCAUUUAUGCACACCAUAAGACAUUGUCCUUAAUGAGAUCAUUUACAAAGAAGAGGGAUAUUGUGAGACCGGGAGUUAACUAG
Molecule: messenger RNA, 1158 nt
Organism: Diospyros lotus (date-plum)
Lineage: Eukaryota; Viridiplantae; Streptophyta; Magnoliopsida; Ericales; Ebenaceae
Exons: 1
Coding region: 1-1158 (385 amino acids)
Molecular function (GO): DNA binding
Source: RefSeq, a predicted model, not a curated record